This is a messenger RNA of Osmia bicornis bicornis, 6522 nucleotides long. RefSeq lists its product as uncharacterized. Gene Ontology annotation, cellular component: nucleus. The transcript has 8 exons. Lineage: Eukaryota; Metazoa; Arthropoda; Insecta; Hymenoptera; Megachilidae. The record is from RefSeq and is a predicted model, not a curated record. Gene Ontology annotation, molecular function: protein binding. Bases 403 to 5031 code for a protein of 1542 amino acids.
GACUCAUAUAUGUAUAUUUACAAGUAUAUUGUUCGCAAGCCAUGCUUGCACUCUCGUUGAUGCAGUGUGCAUAUACAUAGAUGUAACGUACAUACAUAGUGAUGAAGCGUAGACGACAGAUCGAUAGAAGAGAAAGAUCGUGGUCACGGGGUACAUGGUACAUGGGGUAUGGAAAAGGAAAGUAAAAUAACGAGACAGUAGAGAGGGAGUGAAAUGGACAUUAGGUGGGUGCGAGUGGUUGCGUGGUUGUCGGGGUGCUGAGUGACAAGGGUGGGCGGAGCGGGCGGAGUGGGCGGCAAUGGUCAGGCGGUGAGCAUAAAGAGGAUAGGAUAAUAUCGGUUCGCGAUCUCCGCGGUAGCUUCAAGUUCGCCGCUUUAAUACCGGCAGAUCUACGAUGUAGUUAUGCCGAAGAAAAGUACAAGGCAUGUGAGAGAGUCGGGGUUAACGAGAAGUUCACAUCAUAAAAACAGCAAUCCUGGAAUAGCACCGGAGUCGAAAACGAAACACUUUCGAAGCGUUCGCAUUGGUCUUACGAACGGCAAGCGUUGGCUUUCUCUUAAGAAGCGCUUAGGUCUGUCAACGGAUGAAGAUGUUGCAGUUUAUUUACUUGAUCUUGCUGAAUCUGCAUCCAGGCACAACACCAAGUGCAAUGAAGAAGAAGAAAGGGAAAUGGAUCAGGAUGAGGGGGAUAAAGCUGAAACGAUGUCGAAUGAAAAUUUGAUAGAAGAUACAAGGGAAUCUCUACGUAGGAGCUUGAGGAAACAAAAUAGUGGAACAGUACCAGAGUCUGAGGCACCCUCUGUUGAUCUAGCCCAAUCCAAAUUGUCAGAUGACAUUGAAUUGCGUGUUCUACGUAGUGCAAGAUCCAAACAUCAUAAAAAUAAAGCUAAGCAUCACAAAGAUAAACGGAAAAAGAAGAGACAUCUUAAAACAGUUGAUCCUGUUUCACCGGUAGAAACUGUUAAUAGACUAUCUAGUGAUGUAGCAUCAGAAGAUGAGGAACAAAUUUCUAUUAAGACAGAUAAUUCUAGAUUACUUGGUGAUAUAGAUGUCAAGUCAAAUUUAAAAAAUAGUCUUCGCGCUUCUAAGAAGACCACAGAAUCUGUAAUGGCAAAGACUGAACACAUAGAUAGUAUAGAGUUUAUAGAAAAUGUAAAUACUAAUAAAAGUGUAGUUUACCAUGAAAUGACAAAUGUUGUGGAAAAGAUUACAAUGGAUAAUGAUAAAAAGGAAUAUUCAAAGUCUAAUAAUUUAACAACAUCUCCUAUUACUCAAAGCAUUGAAAAUGAAACAGAACAAAUCACGAAUUUAACAUCCAGCACAGAUUUUCAUGUUGAUCCCAAUGAGACCAAGGGUGAAGAUAAUGUCUCAAGUGGUAUUCGGCGUGAUGAUCAACACGAACUUGUUAAUACAAAUUCUUAUGAUUCAAAUAUUAAUACAAAUACGGUUCAAGAAGUCGAAGAUCGAAAAUUGAAAAGGAGACGAAAACGAUUGAAGUAUGAUAUCGAAGACGAAAACGAUGAAAAUAUAAAAGAUGAUUCAUCUGAGGAUAUUAUAGAUGAUUCUGUACACAAACACCGAAGAAAAAGGCACAAACAUACCAAUGAACAUAAAAAUCGUAAGCAUCACGAUGUACGGAAAGCGCCACAGGAUGGGAUAAUUAUGCAGGAAGAUAAGAACAUUUGUUCUGUAGCAAAUGAUACAAUGGCUGUUAUGGUUGAGAAGCUUCAAACUGAAACGAACGUUGAAAAUUCGAUGUCUGAGCCUCAGAGAUUAGCCAUUAAAAUAAAACUUUGCCAGGAGUGCAAUAAUCGUCAUUUGCAAGAUGCUUGCCCAUUAAAUAUGCCUCAAUAUACAAUUCCCGAUUCAAUAUCGUAUGAAGAUUGGUUAGAUAAGCAAAAAGAAAAUAUUGAAGUUUUAAAGGCUAUCAAAUCGGAUGAUCCUAUGUCUGAAGGAUAUGGGAAGAUAACAGACGAUAACACAGAGUCUGAUGAUGAUUCUAUGUUGAAUGAACAUUGCAAAACGAAAGCAAAGGCUCAGAAAGAGGAGAAGCAAUUAAUUCUAGAUGCAGAUCGACCAUUGUAUGCCAGAGAUUCUUUGCCUGAAUGUUUUGAGUUAAAAAUCACUAAUUCGGAACACGGGCUCGGAAUAUACGCGAAAAAUUCUGUUCCGAUGCAUGUUAAACUAGGUCCUCUUGUUGGGAGGCCAGUUAAGGAAAUGGAUAUUCCUGACGAUUUCCCGAUGAGACAUAUUUGGGAGAUAGAUAAUAAUGGUAAAACUUUGUACAUAAGUACCACUGAUCCAUUAAAAAGUAAUUGGAUUCGUUAUAUUAGACCGGCUGACACGAAAGAGGAAAGAAGCGUAGCUGUAAUUACAAAACAAGGAGAAUUGCAUCUUGUUACCACCCAAAACAUUGUAACAGGAAUGGAAUUGACAUAUUGGGUAGAUUCUCAGUCUUCAGGAUGGACACGAAAAAAUAAAGUAGACAAAACGAAUUGCGGGGGAUGUAAUUUAAACUUUGCCCAUCCGAUAUACUAUCGUUUGCACUGUUGCAUCUUUCACGACACCAAUUACAGUCUGACCAUAAGAAAAUAUCAUUGUAAGGUAUGCGGAGCUGCUGUUUUAGGUAAAGAUAACAUAAUGAAACACGCUGCAGAAUUACACGCGGGUCGUGGGGCAUAUCAGUGCCAGUAUUGCAAGAAAUUUUUUUUACGAUUGAAUUACCUCGAGAUGCAUCGAACUUAUGGGUGCGCAUAUAAUCCACAACGUUCGAGACCACUCUGUGAUUUUUGUGGGCGUAAAUUCUGUCAGCCACAGAAAUUGAAAGUGCAUAUCAAACGGAUGCAUAGUGACAUGUCCGAGGUACUCCGGGAGUUUCAGUGUAAACUUUGUCUGAAACUUCUUGGUUCCCGCGCGGCGCUCCAACGACAUAUGAAGGAAGUUCAUCAUAAAGAUGUCGUUGGCGCCGCAACUUGUGAUCGAUGUGGAAAAAUGUUUCAGAAUAAGAGUAACUUAAAGAUACACAUGUUAACGCAUAGUGGAGUGAAACCGUUCAAAUGCAAAGAAAGUAGUUGCAAAGCAGCUUUUACCACGAAGCAAUGUUUACAAUUUCAUUAUAAGAAAGUACAUGGUCUUACGGAAGAAAUGAUGCCAAAAAUUGAACGAUCUGUUGCAUACACUUUCGAUGCAUAUAGCGGUGGACUUAUCGAAGACGUUGGUCGUGGAAAGACUCCGCGACCAAGUAAACGAAUUUCUCAGCAGGAUGAUAAUAGCAACGAAACAUCUUUAGACGAUAGUAACUCGAAACAUGACUUAAAAACAGAGACACCAAACAGUUCCACUCAUUCGACUAUUAUCGAGUUUGGAACAAGUUCUGUGUCUAAAUACAAAAUGGAGCAUAAUCCAAGAAUUUCCACGCCAUCGCUUCCAAUGAGCGUAUCGGCAUCGAGCAGUUUCGAAACAACAGUGGAGAAUAUUCGAACAGAGACAGACCUUUACGGUACUUCUAGAUUACAAAGUAAAGGCAGUAAAAAGUGGCUCGGAGAGUUUAAUCCUCCGAUUACUUCGGAUUCAACCAUAGUAUCUAACACGAUCUCGCAUUUAUCGUCAAAUAUCGUUACUGGGAGUACUUAUGAUUUUGAAGAGAGUAGAAAAGAAAUCGAUGAUAAAGUUACGUCAUCGACUAGUACAACUAGAGUGCAAGGAAUUAUGGAGAAUAGUAAGUUAGGACUUAGUGUUUAUAGAAGAACUGAAAGUGCGAGUGCUAGUUUGUUAGUCGAAGCAGCCCUUGAUGCUGCUGAAAGAGAUAUAGGAGCGGUAACCAGUCCGAUAUUGGAGGACAACGACCGUGAUACAAAUCUUUAUUCGAUCUCCAGUCAGCUACAUUCUCCGUUACCUCAAAGAUCACCGAAUCACUUGGAUUCCUACAUACAGCAACAAGAAGAACUUAUAUCACCCGCGCCUACACCGGACAAUCGAAAUACACCGCCCACGCAUUUACACGUUGAUUAUCAACUGCACCGACCUGUUGAUUAUAUCGGUACACCAAGGACACAUAAUAUCGAUCAGUAUUUACACCAUGAGGAGAUGCCACGAGUUUCUUCGCCGAACAGUUACAUUCACAUGCAACAGGAAGAUUUAGUGUCACCUUCGGCCACGCCAAAUCCGCGCUAUCAAGGUGUACAUCAUCAUCAUCACCACCAUCACCACCAUCAUCAUCAUCAAAUUCCCACAGAUAAUUUGUCCAGUGACGAAGGUGAUUCCGUUGCCCAAAAUCUCAGCCUUUCCGUAAAAGAAAAGGCAAUGCAACUAGAUCUUUCGACGUCGUAUAAAUAUGACUCUCUCGAUCAAGAUUUUACGAGGGAAAGGUCGAGUUUCGAGCCCCUCGUUCUUAAUGGAGAGCUCCAAGGUUUGGACAUGUCUGCCAGAGGAUUUCAUCAUGGAUUUGGUGUUCAAUUACCAAACUCAAGAUAUCAUCAUCAUCAUUUGUACGAAAUUACGGAAAGACAGAGCGUUGAUCUUAGCAGGACUGGUGGUUAUUCGAUAUCGUCACCCACUUCUCUUUCUGUAACUGCUCAGAUAUCUUCCGGUCCUUCUGUCGCUGUGGCAGCUCCUCUGCCACCGUCUUCAGCACCACCUCCGCCUCCUCCUCCUCCACCACCACCACCGCCUCCACCUCCAGCUCCUCCACCUCCUCCUCCACCGCCUCCACUACCACCUUCAUCAUCUUAUUCUCAUAGUGACGUUUUGAGAGUCGUUAGUCUAGAUCUUACUCCCGGUGGACGGCACACUGUCGAUCUCACUCUUUCGAGAUCUCAUCAUUUACACGGAUCCGGAGCUCGCGUAAUAACCAGUCCUCAAUCCACAGCUUCCGGUAAUCCACACAUCGUACCUGAUGCGGUGGACGGACGAAUUUUAUCUUCCCCUCCUCCACCGCCUCCUUUGUCAGGAUAUAAUCCGAGUUAUCCUGUGAGUCCUGCACCGUAUCAUCCACCUAGACCAGGUUAUCAUCAUUACUCUGGUUAUUACUAGAGUAAUUCAUCAUUCAUUCUCCUCAAACGUUUGCAAUACUUUCAAUUAUUUUUGCUCUGAUUUAUUUGUUUAGUUUCUUCUUUUAUAUGUACUUUCUUGAAAUAGUCUCUUCCGUGUAGUGCAUUAUUUUUCUUGAAAAUCCAUUACAGGUCCUCUGUGAACUAAUUACAGAACGUGGUUUUCUUUUUUUGGAUACACGCAAAGAGAGAAUCCAAAUUUAAACGUUUUUAAAACCGCUCGUAGAACCUCACCUUUCGGAUUAAAGUACAAUCCUCAAACAGAGAUGCGCACAAACAUUAGAAGGUAGAAUGUGAAUGCCGAAAAUUGUAUAGCAAAAUGUGAUGUGUAUCUUUUAUUUUUGGAGUGAAUAUUAUUUUUUUAAACUAUUUAUGAACAAAAUUGUAGGAGAAAAUUUGUUGGGCGAUUACAGGUACGAUACGUAAUUAGAAGAACCAAUUAAUUUUUCGUCUUUUCCAAAAACGUUGUAAAUCGUGGUUUUAAUUAGUCGUGACAAUUCUCGGUUCAGGGAGAAAAAUCAAUCGAGUUGCCUAAUGAUAGCUGUAAGUGAAAUCUGCAUAGUGAUAAUGAAACUUAAAUGUUCAUUUUUAUUCUAGUCAUAUUAUACUCGUUUCAAAGUAUUAAUUGUAAAUUAUACUGUAAUGUUGCGGAGAUUGCAAAUGAAUCGUUUGCUAUAAAAGUUGCAAUUCUUUUUUUUUUUUAAGCAGGAAGAGUCAUAGAUUAAGAUUGACAAUGAUGAAAUCAAUUUCAUUUGCAAAAUCUACAACUAGGCGCACAUUGCUUUUAAUCCUUUUUUGAUUUCUUUUUUUAUGAACUGUUUAUAAGAACCAAAGAACAAGGUAUCGUAAAAUCUUUGUGCCAAAAUAAGAUAUUCAUCAUUGUACGUAUGUUUUUAAUAUAAACCUACCGAUUAUUUUGUAUUGCGUAAGAAUAUUUGUAGUGCUAAUGAUUAGUAGCUAAAGUAUAGAGCACAGUAAGUAUGUGUGCAUGUUCCGCGUGUGUGGAUGCGUUUUAUGCAGGUGUGUGUGUAUAUACGAAUGUAUAUUAUACGCAGGUAUGUAAAUAAGUCGAUAGAUGUGUAUACGUGUUGCACAUCCUUUUAGGUAAUGAAACGACGAGUUUUUUAAUUGCUUUAAUUCUGAUCACUUUUUUACGUAUUUUUAUUAUUAAUGCUUUUUUUAUAUUUUAUAUUAUGUUUCCGUCAUUUAGGGCUUCCCAUUUCUUAUUAGAUCAGUUAAAGGUUUUGUUUUUGUUGUUUUUUCUUUCUUGUUUAAAAUGAGAGUAUUAUAAAUAAACGCGAAAAUAAUAAAUUUCCCUUCUUGUUCGACUAUUCAUGUAUUGCUAGCUAUAAUUAUAAAAAAACUUCAAACAACAAUGUUCACAAGUACAAACAUUACAUGGAUUACAUUUGUAUCGAAUUUCAUAAUAUAGCAAACAAGAUUAAUAGAAUAAAAUAUAAAGAUAAUAAUAUCA